This is a messenger RNA of Momordica charantia (bitter melon), 1512 nucleotides long. Lineage: Eukaryota; Viridiplantae; Streptophyta; Magnoliopsida; Cucurbitales; Cucurbitaceae. The record is from RefSeq and is a predicted model, not a curated record.
AUGACCGAGGCUGAGACCAGAUAUCCCCAGAUGGAGAAACUGGCCCUCGCCUUAGUCACCUCGGCCCGAUGGCUCAGGCCAUACUUCCAAGCGUACACCGUCGUGGUACUUACCAAAUUGCCCUUGAAGAGCAUCUUCCAUAAACCAGAAACAUUAGGGCGCUUGAUGAAGUGGGCAAUGGAGUUGAGUGAAUAUGAUAUCCAGUUCGAACCCCGAAGUGCACUGAAAGGGCAAGCAGUGGCCGAUUUCAUCGCGGAGCUCAUCCCACCGCCUCAAUCGGUCGGGGCCGAUCUCCCAAGGACAGUCUACGUGAAUGGAUCUUCCAAUGAGAAAGGGUGCGGGGCAGGAAUCCUCUUGCUCGCACCAGGUGGCGAGCGAUUUCAGUAUGCCCUGGGGUUCAACUUUCGGACCUCAAACAAUGAAGCCGAGUACGAGGCACUUUUGGCAGGCCUGCGUGUUGCCAGAGAGCUGGGGGCCGUACACAUCAAGGUCUUUAGUGACUCCCAGUUGGUCGUAAACCAGAUUAAGGAGGAGUAUCAAGCAAAAGACUCCCGGAUGGAAAAGUAUUUAACCAAAGUCAGAUCGCACGUCGCCCAGUUCAAGACUUACGAGGUGAAUCAAGUGCCAAGAUCAGAAAAUUCCAAUACAGACGCCUUAGCUAAAUUGGCGUCAACAUACGAAACCUGGUUGUCAUACCAAUCCAACAAAACCGACCUGGCCAGGUCGGUCCCGGUUGAGAUCUUGGACAAUCUUUCAAUCUUGGAGCCAGACGUGAUGCAGGUUGACACUCCAGUGCCCUCGUGGAUAGACCCAAUCGUGGAGUUCAUCAAAGGAACUCCGCUGCUAGAUUUGAAGGAGCAAAAGAAGAUGGCGUGGAAAGCAGCUUGGUUCAUACUCCGAGAUGGAGCGUUGUACCGACGUGGCUUCUCCCUGCCCCUGCUUAAGUGUGUAACUCCUGAAGAAGACCUUUACAUUAUUAGGGAAAUCCAUGAAGGAGUAUGUGGAAACCACUCUGGCGCCAGGUCAUUGUCGGCCAAGGUGGUUCGACAAGGGUACUAUUGGCCCACUGUUGAACAGGACGCAAAGCAGUUUGUAAAAACCUGCGACAAUUGCCAACGCUUCACAAAUAUCAUACAUCAGCCUCCCGAACUGCUCACCCUAAUCUUGGCCCCAUGGCCAUUCGCGCAAUGGGGAGUAGAUAUCAUAGGUCCUUUGCCUCUAGGCAAAGGGCAAACCAAAUUCGCCGUUGUCGCUAUGGACUACUUCACCAAGUGGGCCGAGGCCGAGGCGCUAUCCCACAUCACGGAGUCCAGAGUCACAUCUUUCAUAUGGACGAACAUUGUAUGCCGUUUCCGCAUAUCGAACGCUAUCGUCACGGACAAAGGAAAGCAAUUCGACAAUACAAAGUUCGAAGAUUUCUGUAAAAAGUUGCGCAUAAGUCAUCUCAGCUCGUCCCCUACUCAUCCUAAGGCUAAUGGCCAGGUUGAAGCAAUAAACAAAAUUAUAAAGUGA